This is a messenger RNA of Mercenaria mercenaria, 670 nucleotides long. RefSeq names its product perlucin-like protein. The transcript has 5 exons. NCBI's taxonomy places the organism in Eukaryota, Metazoa, Mollusca, Bivalvia, Venerida, Veneridae. The coding region runs from base 68 to 556 and encodes 162 amino acids. Gene Ontology annotation, molecular function: signaling receptor activity. The record is from RefSeq and is a predicted model, not a curated record.
CAGACAUUCUUAUCUCUGUUGGCCAAAAUAAUUUUAAGAUAUUUCAUAAAUUUCAGGCUACAUUAAAAUGGCGUAUCAAGGUAGUGUUAUAGCUAUUGCGAUCAGCCUGUUGUUCUUCCAAGUACUUGUGCAUGGAACAGAUUGCCCAGACAGAUGGAUCGCAUACCGGGGGUCUUGCUAUCUUUUUGCUCAUGGCGGACCACUUUCUUUCUACGAAGCUGAGCAUUAUUGCAACCAACACAAUGGUGGCCACCUUGUCCAUAUAAAUGAUCAAGUAGAAAAUCUUUUCAUUAAAGACGAGCUGCGAUCAAUAAAAGCUGACGACACAUGGAUAGGUCUAACAGAUGAAGCUACAGAGGGACUAUGGGAAUGGUAUGACACAAAAACCUCUCCUACAUUUACAGACUGGAAUCCAGGAGAACCAAAUUCUAAUAGCGGUAACGAAGACUGUGCGGCAACAAAGACAGACCUAGACUUCCGGUGGUACGAUGGAGUCUGCUCGGACAAGAAAAUACCUUUAUGCGAAAUCACCGGCGAGACUGAUGUGAUUGGAUGAUGUUGUUGGAGCUCAUAUGUUCUUGGUAUUUUGUAAAAUAAAGUGUAUUAGUUGAGUAUAAUGUUGAGUAGUAUUCUCGUUUUGUCUAUUAAUCCAAUAAACUAUUUAACAUGU